UAACGAAAAGGGUGAACUAAGCCUUGAUCCAAGUUCUUGAUAAGGGAAGGGUAGAAGAAGGUUUUGAAAGGCUUUGAGAGAUAUUUAACAUAGUGAAUUGUCUCAAACGUUUCUAACAUCAUUUGACUAUGUUAGAAAAAGAAUAGAACAUUUGAUUAUUAGUUUUAUAUUGUAAUGGACUAAUGGUGCUUCAGCAACAUCCGAUUAGUUAGUCCAAUCGAUGGAAGGAUUAAGGAGGAUUAUUUUCUAUUACGAAAGGGACCACUUUGUUACAUAUUUAUACUUCAGGCAUUUAUAAUAACAUCUCCUAUAUAUUUGGUUGCCACCAUGGGCACAUUGUUCGCCUAAAUUAUUCGCCCAUUCCGCGAACCCUAGCCCAACCACAGCAGCUGUUCGAGUUCGACCAUGGCUUCCAAGCGGCUGAAUGCGAAGGAAGACCCACCCGCUCCUUCUUCUUCCGAGGAAGAUGAUGAAAAUUCCUCCGCCGAUGAAGCCUCUUCCGACGAAAUACUGCCGCCACAGGAGGGAAGGAGAACGUUGGCUCACCAUUCACAAGGUCAGCCAAAGAAGCCAGCUGUUCAAAGCUCCGAUUCCGAGUCCGGGGACGACUCCGACGCGGAUUCCGACUCUGAUCCGCCCCCGAAAAGCUCUGGGAUUCUUCACAACGUGAAGCCCAUCGCUUCCAAGCCCCAGCCUAAAGCGCAAGCGAACGCGGCUCAUGCCUCUUCCUCGAAAUCUACGGCGGCGACAAAGAGGGCCAGUGAAACUGAUAGGGAAGCAAAGGACGCCAAGAGGCAGAAAGAGGUGGCGGAGCGCGACAAGGACGACGACGGUAAGAACGAAGAUGUCCCGAGAGUGCCCUUUCAGCGGCUCUGGGGUGAGAACGAUGAGAUCGCGGUGUUGAGUGGGCUGAUCGAGUUCGCUGAGAAGAAAGGAGCAGAUCCCUUGAAGGACAUGGCGGCCUUCUAUGAUUUCAUCAACAAGUCUCUGGCUGUGGAUGUGUCGCUGGCUCAAUUGAAGGAGAAAGUUACCAGAUUUAGGAAGAAAUUUAAGAACCACGCCAAUGGGAAGAAUGGUUUGGACAAGAGUUUUAGCAAAGUUCAUGACCAGAAAUCUUUCGACUUGUCGAAGAAGAUCUGGGAUAGCCAGGGAGAAGGACUUUUAGGUCGAAUUGCUGAUGGUAAGUCGAAUGGAAAAGCAGCGAAGAAGAGCGGUGGAAGUAGCAGUAAAAGUGCUUCCAAGGCUGCUGAUUUGGUUGCAGCGAAUGGACAUGGAAACGCAAAGAGGGUCGGCGGUGGUAGUAGCAGUGGAAAUGCCAAUAGGAAUGCUUCGAAUGCUGCUUUGCGAGCAGGGAUUGGAGGAGCAGAGGCGAGGGAAAUUGAUGGGGGCAAUGAUCAGAAAGAUGGAUUGAGAUUGGAUUGGAGCCCAACUGGUGCUGAAGUUGAGAGCUUUGUGGUGAAGAAUGAAUUGGACAUGGUGGAAGGAUCGAAAAGAAACGAGCUUGCUAGAAGAUGGAAGGAGCACGAUAUUGCAGCUUUGGAGCUCUUUGUUCAGAGGAACGAAUUGAUCAUUGAGAAGGCUCAGUUGAUCCUGGACAGCACCCAAAGCUGAAGAACGAUUAGGAGGAAGCUGGAUUCGGUGAAGGCAGAAUUGCAGCAUCUAACUAGCCCGAGGGGUAACUUUUGUGUGUUUUGUUCUCUUGUGUCUAGGUUUUUAAACUUAUGUGGAUAGGAUGGUAACGAAUGCUUCUUCUUAUGGACAAUCUUUGAUGCCAAGUUACUCCUGAUCGAUCUAUUGCUUGUUGGUUUGAUGGAGAGAUUAGGAGGCUAUAGAAAGGCAUAUUGGCAUCUCUGGUGUUUUUCGUCUGUUUUCUUGCUCAGUUCUUGUGUAGGCUCAGUGUUGAUGCUUUCUAGUGAUAGUUAAGCAUGUGUGAUCUCUUUUCGUUAGUUGAAAUGUCUGGCCUGUUAUCUUUUUUCCAGUUUCUUGAAUGGUGGCUGUGGAUGAUGAUGAACUUGCCGCCGCCUUGAAUCUCUGUUGCUCCAAUUUGAUCGUGUGUCCCAAAAGAUUGCGUACUUGAAUUGGCAUAGAAGAAUGAUUGGAUGGCAGUCUGGUCUUUGUAGUUCAGCUCGCCGUUCUCGCAGUCUGGUGUAGUUCAAUCCUGUUUGGUCGCCUUAGAUUUAGCCUAGAUUUAGUUAUUGAUGUGGUGUUUUAACAUUAAAGUUUACCGAUAAAUCUGUUUGAUAUCA
Messenger RNA from Linum trigynum, 2246 nucleotides. The record is from the annotation of a GenBank genome assembly. NCBI's taxonomy places the organism in Eukaryota, Viridiplantae, Streptophyta, Magnoliopsida, Malpighiales, Linaceae.